AUGUUCCGACUCAAUGAUCUACCACCGGAACUCUUCAGCAACGUCAUCCAUGAGUUGGUAUCAGACAUCGGCAUCAAUGAAGCAUGGCGAUUACGUGAGACCUCUCGCCUAUUUGCCGCAGAAAUAGACAACAAUGUUGUCUCAAAGCAACGACUCGAUAUCAACAACAAAGAGAACACGCUAAACAUAGCUAUUGGCAAAGCAGCGAAGUAUCUCUUUUACCAGGUCAUCCGGAAACAACCCGACCCUCAUACGCGCCCAGCACUUCCACUUCUGGUGCGACGAUUGGCCAGCUAUCUUCAGGAAGAGCUUGGUGUUCCUGCGAAAGAAGAAUACAAAACGAUUCGAGAUCUUUGCCAAGGACUUGUCAAUACCCUCGGCUCUACACAGAUCUACUGGUUGAUACAGAAGGAACAGCCCUUGACAAUGCAAAAGCAUCCAUUCCUCGAACCGCCCAAAGAGUUGAGUGGCAAUCAAAAGCUCUUUGCUUCCAUAAGCAUCCGUUCGCAUACAUUGACAGAGAAGCUUCUCGCCGAGAUCAACACCACCCACGAGUUUGAGCUCCCUAUUCCUCCCCUCGAAGUCGCCCUGGGUUCGAAUGAUGAGAAACUCUAUGGCAUCCUGCUGAGUCGCAUCGAAUCCUAUACCGGAACGGAGAAACAGCAGUCUAUUUCGCAGCUCGGAGUCGAUGCAGCGAUAAUUCAUUCAAUCAAGAUCGGCAAUCUGACGCAUACGAAGCAGCUCGUACAACUUCGUGAAUCAGUUGAGCCCAGGGUUGCCGCAGAAGCCUCUCGGUUUUGGCUCGUCACGGCAAUAGAGACGAGGCAGUUGACAGUUGCCCAACGCUUCGUAAACAUGUUUCCUGAACUCAGCCAGAGGAAUCUCACCCACUUGACCGUUGUCACUCGUACUUGCCAGACCGGUAGCACUGACAUGAUGAACCUGUUGAUCAAUGAGGGCAGUCUUGAUCUCUCAAAAGGCAACGUACGGACUUUGCCGUUGGCAUGUGCCGUCCGGAACGGAUCUCCAGCGAUCAUUGAAGCUAUCAUUGACGCUGGAGCGGAUGUCAACAAGCGUCUGGAAGGUCGCAAUAAGAAGUCCGGACCACAGACUGUCUCCGAGCUUGCAGUUCGCCCAAAGGACUUGGGCAUCCUCGACUGUUUGCUCGGUCGUGGAGCGAAUUUACCGCGAAAGCGCUUCUGGCCAACCACAAAGAGAUCAUAUCAACGAUUUCGUGAGGCUGUGUCAAAGCAUGAUGCAUUCUCCGGCCAGGUUCCGGAGUGGGAGGACUUCAUGGCUGAGGAGAAGUAG
Plenodomus lingam JN3 is the source of this 1311-nucleotide messenger RNA. RefSeq lists its product as uncharacterized. Gene Ontology annotation, molecular function: protein binding. The record is from RefSeq and is a predicted model, not a curated record. NCBI's taxonomy places the organism in Eukaryota, Fungi, Ascomycota, Dothideomycetes, Pleosporales, Leptosphaeriaceae.